Messenger RNA from Cololabis saira (Pacific saury), 3640 nucleotides. RefSeq names its product cingulin-like protein 1. Gene Ontology annotation, cellular component: myosin complex. The coding region runs from base 28 to 3162 and encodes 1044 amino acids. The record is from RefSeq and is a predicted model, not a curated record. The transcript is spliced from 18 exons. Lineage: Eukaryota; Metazoa; Chordata; Actinopteri; Beloniformes; Belonidae.
CCUCUCAGGUCCUCCAGCGGAGUCCGGAUGGCGUCUCACCGACUCGGCGGCGCUCAGGACGGCGGGGUGCAGAGGGGCGGCGUGCUGCUGCACGGGGCCAUGCCCGGCCAGGACGACCUGUUCGGGGUGAAGGUGCGGGUUCAGGGCAUCAAAGGUCAGCCCUACGUGGUUCUGAACAGCUCGGACCGGGAGAAGCACAAGGACGUGUCCGUCAUCACCCACCAGGCCGGGUACGCGCCCGGCGUGGCCAGGAGGUCCGAGGACGGAGAACCGCCUCCAAACUCCUCUGUGUUCCACUACCAGCAACACCCGGAGAUCCUGAGGCCGUACGACCCUGACGGUACUAACCUGCACCUCGUCGGCCCUGGACAGGUGUCUGCCCGCCCCCCUUCUCAGACCACGUCCUCCGCUGCUGCGGCCAAGCCUCGGAUCCCUCUGCCGGCCCAGGGGACGGACGUGGAUGGAGCUGAGGAGACCCCGAACAAGACCUGUCCCUCCGGUGCUCCUGCAGCCCCCCCAGACUCGGUGGACUCCGACUCCAUCAUGUCCGUAGGGAGGCUGAUCAGCCAGUUCAACAGCAGCCUGCGGAGGGGGAGGGGGCCGCGGGGCAGGCUGGACCCCGAGGCGUGCCGGCGCUCACGCAGCAUGGACAACAGGCGGACCCCCGACUCCUCUCCAUCCCCGUCCUCUCACAGGGCCUCGUCUCUGAGGGGCGCCGGGGGGGACCCCCCGGGGGGGAUGUACCCUCCUGGCUCAGCCAGGGCUCGGCUCCUCGGCGGGGAACCGCCUUUGACGAGCGGGGAGGUGAACGGCAGGUCCAGCACGCUCCCCAGAGGACCAGGUGGAAAAGGGACGGUUUCACAUCCGGCUGCAAAAGUGUCUCACGGAGCAGAGACGCCGUCUGGAUCUGAGGAGAGAGAGGCACAGGUGACUCCUGAUCUCCUGAAGGGACGGCAGGAGCUCUCAGUGGACCCACCUGAGGACACGGCCAAGCAAAUACUGAUCACAUACCUGCAAGACGGGACGACGGAUGACGUGUCCACAACCGAGAGGAAAGCCAACUUGCUGCUGUCCAGCAUGAGGAAGAUGAAGUGGACGACGGCUGCCGGGGGGGAGGAGAACGACUGCAGGACGGAGGUGGAGCGGCUGCAGGAGAAACAGGACGCUCUGGAGACACAAGUGUCUCAGUUAAAGCAAAAGCUGCAAAUUGAGAUUAAGAAUGAGAUGACGUUGGCGAAGGCCUUUGAGAAGGCGAGGACCGAGAGGAAGAAGGUCCAGGAGGAGCUGAGCAAGAGUCAGGCAGAGCUUCUCAAACUCAGGGACAGACUGGCUGAAACGGAGGCGGAGCUUCAGUCCACCAGACAAGAGCUGACCCAGAUGAAGAACGACAAAGAAAGAUCCAAGGCGGAGAUGAAAGACCUUCAGCAGCAGCUCUCGGAGAUGCACGAUGAGUUGGACCGCGCCUCCACGGCCGAGGUGAUAAGUACGGAGAAAGGAGUCCUUCUUCAGGACUUGGCACAGCUGCGUCUGGACUUUCAGGACAUGCUGCAAGUGAAGGAGGAGCAGGAGGAGGUCCUGCAGCACACGGAGAAGGAGCUCAGAGCCUUGAAAGGGGACCUCAAAGACGAGGUGGAGACUCACGAUAAAUACAUAGCUGCUCUGAAAGAUGAAUACGAAGUCCAGCUGGAGAAACUCUGGGGGGAUUUGGAGUCGGCGAAGGCGAGCCACGCUCAGCUGGGUCAGGAGAAGGCCGGGGCGGAGGAGGAGAAGGGGGCAGCUCAGCUGCAGCUGCAGGAGCUGCUCCAGGACAGAGACCAGCUCAAGGCCAAGGUGCGAGAGCUCGGCGGCAAGGCCGACCACCUGAGUCAAACCAUCCAGGAGUGUAAGAGCUCGGAGCGGCAGCUGGAGCAGAGAGCCAAACAGCUGGAGAGGGAGAAGCAGCAGGUGGAGGAGAUGCUGAGGGACGUGAGGAGGAACGAGGAGGACAUGUCUCUGUCCAACCAGUCUUUGCUCUCUCGGCUGGAAGACGUGCAGAGUAAGCUGACCAAACUAAACCACGAGCACCGGGACCUGAAGGAGAAGCUGAAGGAAGAGAGGAAGCAAAUCGAGGAGCUUUGGAAGACGAGAACUGAGCUGGAGGAUGAGAGGAGGCUCCAGGACCGGGCCAUGGAGCAGCUGCAGAGGAAGAUGAAUAACAUCGUGGAGGAGUGCGAGGCGUCCACAGAUGUGCUUCAGAGCCAGGUCGACGAGGCCAAGCAGAGGAGUCAGAGGGAGGUGGCCGAGCUGCGGAGACAGCUGCAGGAAAAGGGCGCCGAGCUGGAGAAAUCCCGACAGGCGGCCAGAAGGCUGCAGGAAGAGCUGCUUCCUCUGGAGGAGGAUCUGCAGCGGUGUCACGGGGAGCAGCAGGAGGCCGAGCUGAGGGCCCGGCAGCUGGAGCAGAGGGUGGAGGAUCUGGAGGAGAGGAACGCUACUGCGCUGGAGGAGCGCGAGCGGCACGUCAAACUCCUCGAGGGGCGCGUCAGUCGACUGGAAGAAGACCUGAACGAGGAGCGCGGCAGCGCCGACCGCCUGAUGGAACGACUAGACAAAACCAAGGAGCAGAUGGAUCAGAUGAGGACCGAGCUGCUGCAGGAGAGAGCGAUCAGCCAGGACCUGGAGUGUGACAAGACCAGCCUGGAGAGACAAAAUAAAGACCUGCGGGGCAGAGUGGCUCACCUGGAGGGAUCCCAGAGGAACGGCCAGGAUUCACACAUCUCCAAACUCAACAGUCGGAUCCAGGAGCUGGAGGAGAGGCUGCAGGGAGAAGAGAGGGACAACAACAAUCUCCAGCAGGUGAACCGCAAGCUGGAGCGCAAGGUGAAGGAGAUGAGGAUGCAGGCGGAUGAGGAGCACACCAACCUGCAGACCCACACCGACCAGCUGACCCAGAGGCUGAAGACGGCCAAGAGGCAGAUGGACGAGGCAGAGGAGGAGAUUGAGCGUCUGGAGCACGCUAAAAAGAAGCUGCAGAGAGACCUGGACGAGCAGAUGGAGGUUAACGAGCAGCUCCACGGCCAGCUCAGCGCUCUGCGGAACGACAUGAGACGUAAGAAGAAAUCAGCCGCCAUCAUUAAGGUUGUGGAGGAGAACGUGAACGACAUGGACGACUUCGGAUCCGACUGAGCCGUGCGCACAUCUCCGGGUCCGGGCUUAGUGAAGAAAUGUUGGAUUGUCUGUGACAAUAUCACCAUUCAUUGUGAUUCUAUUAACCCAUAAUGCAACACGUGUACAAACAAACUAUAUUUAUAAUCAUGAGGACAAAGCGAGUCAUUUACAAGACAGGCAGCAGACGUUGCCUCUCAGAACUUUUCCUCCCAGGUGAAAGUCCCAGGUGUGAAUGGGUUAACUGGAGUGGCUGUUCCAGGUUGAUGGACCUGCCCCCCCCCAGCCUGCCCUCUUGUGGCAGCAUUGAUAAUGACACCAGUCAGAGCGGAGAGCCAACGCACAUAACUGCACUCAUGUUGGUUUUUUAUUCAUUUAUAUGAAUUAAAAUGUUCUAAACUACAAAUAUAAACAAAUAACCAAAUGUGUUGAUGUGCUUUUUCACAAUGUGGUGUGUGUCUCUGUUUUACACCUGAAAUAAAUCUACGUGUGUGAUGUU